GUAUUUCCGCUUAGUUCAUAUCGUACUCUAACACGGAAGUCAGAGGUUCAACCAUGUCGGUGACAGGCAGCGACUACAAACGUGUGAGCCAUGUCAUAUUCGACAUGGAUGGAUUGUUACUAGACACCGAGCGACUGUACACGGUGUCCUUCCAGGCAGUGUGUGACCGCUUUGGAAAGGAAUACACAUGGGGAGUGAAGUCCAAAGUUAUGGGUGCAAAAGCUUUGGAUGCAGCUCAAUUAAUCCGAGACACUUUGGAGCUUCCUAUGUCGGCAGAGGAACUCCUCACUGAAACCAGAGAAAUACAGGAGAGGAUAUUUCCUUCAGCCAAACUCAUGCCAGGGGUGGAGAGGCUGGUGAACCAUUUGAAGAAGCAUGGUAUCCCUAUCGCCGUAGCCACCAGCUCAGCAAGUGCGACGUUCGAGUUGAAGACAAGCCAGCACAAAGAUUUCUUUGCUUUGUUCAACCACAUUGUCCGGGGAGAUGACCCUGAGGUGAAAAAUUCCAAACCCCAGCCUGACUCCUUCCUGGUCUGUGCGAGCAGAUUCAAGCCCCCGGCUUCUCCAGAUACCUGCUUGGUAUUCGAGGAUGCUCCCAACGGUGUGAGGGCGGCCUUGGCUGCGGGGAUGCAGGUGGUGAUGGUUCCCGAUGAGAACUUGGAUCCAGCUUUGACUCAGGAGGCUACACUGAAGCUUAAGAGCAUGGAGGAAUUUGAACCGCAGCUGUUUGGCUUACCGGCAUUUAUCUGAUGUUAUUGCAAAGCUUGGUGGUUUGGCACUAUCGCUUUUAUUUUAGGUCUUAUUUUAGGUAAAUGUUUCAAAGCUCUUGAACUAGGUGUUAUAUUUUACUCUCAAUGACAUUAGCCCCAAACAUCUCAAACUCAAGGUCGUCAGUUAUUUACGCAUCCAUUCCUAAACUUUUUUUGUCAUAAAAGCAUUAGACACAACUACCGUAUUUUCCGCACUAUUAGGCGCACUUAAAAACCUAAGAUUUACUCAAAAACCAAAGUGCGCCUUAUAAUGCAGAGCGCCUUAUAUGUGGAUCAAUUGAUGAGUUUGUUGAUCCAUACUGGUACACAGCGCUCUGCCAAAAGGUUUCAGUACGUUUUAGGACGACUAGUAAAUUGCAAAGUCGCAUUGCUUCCCAGCAUUACGGCAACCGUGGUCAGGGGGCGUCACUGAAUAGCUGUUGUACCCGCGAGGCUAUUUCAUUUCAAAAUAGGCUGUUCGGUUUAUGUUUUCGAGUACAUUUACGGAUCAAUAUUCAACUGAAUCAUAAAUAAGCAGCACCAAUGUGUUAAUUCAGUCUUUAGUCGGUUCAGAUCACUUUUUUGGGAGAAAGUUUGACAAACGUGAUUGUUUACUUUGCUGAGGCUCAUGGGAGUAUGCGAGCUGAGGCUCAUGGGAGUAUGCGAGCUGAGGCUCAUGGGAGUUUGCGGGUGGCUAAUGCUAUCAUGAUAGCUGCUAUACGCACAAUGCUAUUUAAUUUCAAAAUAGGCUUCUCCGUUAAUGUCUCGAAUAAAUGUACAAAUCGAUACGAAAGGGAAACAUAAGUAAUCAGUACCAAUGUGUUAGAUCGAACUUUAGUCAGUUCCGAUCACUUUUAUGGGAGAUGGUUUGUGAAACGCGAUUAUUUACAGAGGGCUCAUUGGUUAUUGGCUAGUGGAUGCAUACCGCAACCCUAGUCAACCUCAGUUUGUUGCAGCAUAGCUUCUAUUUUAUUCGCCUUUUAAUCCGGUGCAUCCUAUAUAUGAAAUCAUUUCUAAAUUAAAAAAAUCAAUGAACUUUAUGGUGCGAAAAAUAAUCUAAUCCACAGCCCCGUUAUAGCCAGGCACGGAAAUGUCACCUUUUACUCUGAUAGCUAAACCAAAUCCUUGAAUCAGACAUUAUUGUUGAAAAUUUCCUUUCUUUAAAAACAAAUGCUUGUAUACAACUAGUUGGGACUCUGAAGUUUCUGUCAAGUGUGACCACCUAUGAAAUGCCAAAUUAAACCAAGCCAACCUCA
Messenger RNA from Syngnathus typhle (broad-nosed pipefish), 2004 nucleotides. RefSeq names its product pseudouridine 5'-phosphatase (gene pudp). The transcript has 4 exons. Lineage: Eukaryota; Metazoa; Chordata; Actinopteri; Syngnathiformes; Syngnathidae. Gene Ontology annotation, molecular function: phosphatase activity. The record is from RefSeq and is a predicted model, not a curated record. Bases 54 to 749 code for a protein of 231 amino acids.